AUGAGAUUUAGGAGUUGAGAAAUGACCUAUCAUAUAUUCAGACACUAAAAGAACCAAUCAGAAACCGAAACUCAGCAAGCCUCAUUUGCAUAUACACGAAAUAAAUAAUGAGGGCGUUUGGGAUCGCCAACAUUUUCCUGUAGUCAUUUGACGGUAUCACUUCGGCCGCGGACAUGCCUGAACCAGCUAAGUCAGCUCCUGCCCCGAAGAAGGGCUCCAAGAAGGCGGUGACCAAGGCACAGAAGAAGGACGGCAAGAAGCGCAAGCGCAGCCGCAAGGAGAGCUAUUCCGUGUACGUGUACAAGGUGCUGAAGCAGGUCCACCCCGAUACCGGCAUCUCGUCCAAGGCUAUGGGGAUUAUGAACUCUUUCGUCAACGACAUUUUCGAGCGCAUCGCAGGCGAGGCUUCCCGCCUGGCGCAUUACAACAAGCGCUCGACCAUCACUUCCAGGGAGAUCCAAACGGCUGUGCGCCUGCUGCUGCCCGGGGAGCUGGCCAAACACGCGGUGUCGGAGGGCACCAAGGCUGUCACCAAGUACACCAGCUCCAAGUAAACUAGUUACCUGAGUAAAAGCGCCAAAGAUCCAAAGGCUCUUUUAAGAGCCACCCAUGUUGUCAUUUAAAGAUCUGUAAUUUUCCAGACUUGGCAAGACGGAGACUUGCUCUGUCACCCAGGCUAGAGUGUAGUCGCAAUCUCGGUUCACUGCAACCUCCACUUCCUGGGUUCAAGCAAUUCUCCCACCUCAGCCUCCAGAGUACCUGGGACUACAGGCACACACCACCCUGCCCGGCGAAUUUUCCUAUUUUUGGUAGAGAUGGGGUUUCACUAUGUUGGCUAAGCUGGUCCCGAACUCCUAACCUCAGGUGAUCCACCUGCUUCAGCCUCCCAGAGUGCCAGCAUUACAGACAUGCGCUACAGCACCUGGCUUUACAUUUUUUUUUGAGACGGAAUCUCGCUGUCACCCAAGCUGGAGUGCAGUGGUGCAAUCUCAGCUCACUGCAAGCUCCGCCUCCCAGUUUCACACCAUUCUCCUGCCUCAGCCUCCCGAGUAGCUGGGACUACGGGCACCCGCCACCGUGUCCGGCUAAUUUUUUGUAUUUUUAGUAGAGACGGGGUUUCACCAUGGUCUCGAUCUCCUAACCUCGUGAUCCACCCACCUUGACCUCCCAAAGUGCUGGGAUUACAGGCGUGAGCCACUGCACCCAGCCUACAUUCUUUUAUAUGUAUCUAGAAUUAUAAAUUUUAAAGCAAAUAAAGAAACAAUAAUGAACAAA
This is a messenger RNA of Symphalangus syndactylus (siamang), 1275 nucleotides long. Its product is annotated as histone H2B type 1-C/E/F/G/I. Gene Ontology annotation, cellular component: nucleosome. Gene Ontology annotation, molecular function: DNA binding; protein heterodimerization activity; structural constituent of chromatin. The record is from RefSeq and is a predicted model, not a curated record. Lineage: Eukaryota; Metazoa; Chordata; Mammalia; Primates; Hylobatidae.